Ceratitis capitata (Mediterranean fruit fly) is the source of this 2273-nucleotide messenger RNA. RefSeq names its product phenoloxidase 2-like. The coding region runs from base 70 to 2121 and encodes 683 amino acids. The record is from RefSeq and is a predicted model, not a curated record. NCBI's taxonomy places the organism in Eukaryota, Metazoa, Arthropoda, Insecta, Diptera, Tephritidae. Gene Ontology annotation, molecular function: oxidoreductase activity. The transcript is spliced from 4 exons.
UUUAGAAAUUUUUACAAAAAAAAAUUAAAUUUUAAUUUUACAACAAGUUUUUCAAAAGUGAAACCCAAAAUGGCUGACAAGAAUAAUCUCCUCCUGCUCUUCGAUCGUCCCACCGAGCCCGUUUUCAUGGAAAAGGGCAAGGCCGCAGUCUUCGAUGUGCCCGACAAGUUCCUCACGGAGCGCUAUCGUCCCAUUGGCACUGAAGUGCAGAGUCGUUUCGGUGAGAAAGCAGAACGUCGCAUACCGGUACGCGACAUCGCCAUACCGGACUUGCGCGUACCCAUGUCUCUGGCGCGUGAUGCACAAUUUUCGCUCUUCAUACCGUCACAUCGUCGCAUUGCCGGUCGUUUGAUUGACAUUUUCAUGGGUUUACGUUCCGUUGAAGAUCUGCAGAGCGUGGCCGUAUUUGCACGUGAUCGUGUAAAUCCCUACCUCUUCAAUUAUGCACUCUCCGUGGCACUGCUACAUCGUCCGGAUACUAAAGGCUUGGAUUUGCCUUCCUUCGCGCAGAAUUUCCCCGAUAAAUUUGUGGACUCGCGUGUAUUCCGUCAGGUGCGUGAGGAGGCCACUGUUGUGCCUGAGGGUUCGCGUAUGCCCAUCACUAUACCACGUGAUUACACAGCUUCCGACUUGGAGCCGGAACAUCGUUUGUGGUACUUCCGUGAAGAUCUCGGCAUCAAUCUGCAUCAUUGGCAUUGGCAUUUGGUGUAUCCUUUUGAGGCGGGCGACCGCGCUGUGGUGAACAAGGAUCGUCGCGGUGAGCUCUUCUACUAUAUGCAUCAACAAGUGGUGGCCCGUUACAAUAUGGAGCGCUUCAGCAACAAUCUGGCGCGCGUUGUGCGCUUUAACAAUUUACGUGAACCCAUUGCGGAGGGUUACUUCCCAAAAAUGGAUUCGUUGGUUUCUAGCCGUGCUUGGCCACCACGUUUCGAGGACACGAAACUGUCCGAUCUCAAUCGGGAGUUGGAUCAAAUCAAUUUGGAUGUGAGUGACAUGGAGCGCUGGCGGGAUCGCAUCUUCGAAGCUAUCUCACAAGGUUUCGCAACAGAUGAAAGUGGCAACCAAGUACCAUUGGACAAUGCACGCGGUAUUGAUGUUUUGGGCAACAUGAUGGAGUCCUCGAUUCUCUCGCCGAAUCGCAGUCUCUACGGUGACUUCCACAACAUGGGUCACGUAUUCAUCUCAUACUCCCACGAUCCUGAUCACCGUCAUUUGGAGUCGUUUGGCGUUAUGGGUGAUUCUGCCACAGCCAUGAGAGAUCCCGUUUUCUACAGAUGGCAUGCGUACAUCGACGAUAUCUUCCAAGAACACAAAGCACGUCUGACACCCUACACACUGCCUGAGCUCAACUAUGAUGGCAUCUCGGUUACUGGCGUCCAAGUCAGCCCCGAAGGUGGUCAACCGAAUGUUUUGCAAACCUACUGGCAACAAUCCGAUGUCGAUCUGUCACGCGGCAUGGACUUCGUGCCACGCGGCAAUGUAUUUGCGCGUUUCACACACUUGCAACACGUGCCGUUCACCUACACCAUCAACGUGAACAACGACAGUGGUGCCCAACGUUUUGGCACUGUGCGCAUUUUCUUGGGCCCCAAGACCGAUGAGCGUGGUCAGGGCAUGCUAUUCAAGGAUCAGCGUCUUCUUAUGGUCGAGUUGGAUAAAUUCAUUGUCGCAUUGAAUCCUGGCCAAAACACAAUACGCCGCCGCUCCACCGAAUCCAGCGUAACCAUACCAUUCGAACGCACCUUCCGCAAUCUGGACGUAAAUCGUCCAGCUGCUGGCACCGCUGAGGAACUCGAAUUCAAUUUCUGUGGCUGCGGAUGGCCCAAUCACAUGCUCAUUCCCAAAGGUUUGCCCGAGGGUAUGCGCUGCGAGCUGUUUGUUAUGGUCUCCAACUACGAAGAUGACAGGAUCGAGCAACAAUUGGUUGGCGCCUGCAGUGAUGCUGCUUCUUAUUGUGGCGUGCGCGAUCGUCUCUAUCCAGAUCGCCGUCCCAUGGGCUAUCCGUUCGACCGUCUUUCGCGCGCUGGCGCUGAUCGCCUGGUCAACUUCUUGACUCCCAAUAUGAGUAUCGUAGAUGUGGCUAUACGUCACGACAACCGUGUUGUGGCUCGUAGUACCUAAGGGUGAUGAACGAAUGAUAAUGACAUUACAUAACUGAUGAACAAUGAAGCCGGAAUACAUAUAUAUAUAUUUUAUUAUACUAAUUUUUGCUGUAAACUUUUGAUGAAGAAGUUAAAUCUCUAGAGGAAAUAAAAUGACGUCUUGCAUAAGAA